Gasterosteus aculeatus aculeatus (three-spined stickleback) is the source of this 1485-nucleotide messenger RNA. The record is from RefSeq and is a predicted model, not a curated record. Lineage: Eukaryota; Metazoa; Chordata; Actinopteri; Perciformes; Gasterosteidae.
ACUGCGUGCCACUGCGUGCCAGUGCCACAAGGAGGAUCUCGCUGUCUCUCUCAUUUCAUGCGAAGGUAGAUAGGAUCGUGUACGAUAGAGAUUUCACUCGGAACAAAUUCUCUGAGAUCGUAACGCAGAUCGCUUGACUACCCGGGUAAAAUAAGACCGUUGCUAUUGACCAAACGUGAAUUCCACCUGUGGAAUAAGAGCGUGGAAAUAGCCUACGUGAAUUUUAUGCUGAAGCAGGGGCAGGCGGUCCUCUCAUGAACACGUGUUAUCAGAUUCCUGCAGCACCUCCAGUCCAACAAUCACCACCACCGUACAACCCCGAUCCGGUUGGCAGACCUGUAACACGCAGUCAAACCCGGCUGGGAGACCAGGGAGGUGCAGACGUCAAAUCAUGCUCACCCCUCAACCCAUUCAGACCUGACCCCACAGCUCAGUCCACCCCGGACUCUGCAUGGUCAAUCCACGACCCAUCCCCCUGGAGGGGCACAGCCGGCAGAAUUGUGGAUUUUCUUAGUCCUAACACCACCAUGGACAGUAAACUGGAUGGGUCUUAUAUUCAAGCCCCCAUGUUUCAGGUUCCAGGGCCACAGGAUGGACUACCUGCCUCCCAUCUGCCCACCAUAAAAAAUGGCGUGGCUUUUGGAAAAGAGUUCCUGACGUUAUGCAAAGACAUAACAGCCAUCUGUGCUGCUGUGGUUGCGGCGUUCCAAGUCAACAUGGCACUCAUCAACAGCACGAAACAAGGUAAAGCCGAAGAUGUAACAUUUUACUAUCAGCGUCUUGUGGCUGCCUUUCAGAUUCACAUCGGCCUCGAGGAGCCCACAGACAUAACCAACAUGACUGUGUGGGAAACUCAUCUCAAGAACGCCUUCAUGAACAGGCUUCUGCCAGACGUCAAAACUGCCACUGAACACUCUGUCGUGGGUCUGGAAGAUGCCAGGCUCACAGAAGUGGUAAAACAUGCACGACACAACUAUAAAAUGCAUGUGGAAAAUCAAAUGUGUCAAGACAAACGCAGCAAGCAGACUGGGGAGAAAGCCCAGCUUGCAAUGCUCCAAGCCGUAAAACAGUUGACACUGGGUGCAGAAGGAGGACGAGACCCCCACCCAUCCGGAAAUUGUUAUGGGAGGGACCAACAGAGAGGACGAGCGUAUGGAAUAAAUCAUGGGAGAAGAGGGCGUUUUCAAGGAGGGGCCCCACAAGAAGUGCAACCCGAUGAAUGCUUCCUCUGUGGCAAAACAGGACAUUGGUACAAAGACUGCCCCUACCGUCCAAACCAGGUACGUCAGCCACAUGGACGACAGCGCCACGCCGGGAGUGACAGAGGGGGUCAACAAUUUGGCACUUCAGACUGAUUGUGCGAUGGGGAGGGAGAGCGCAUGUGUGAAGGAGGACCGACUGCUUCCUCUCCAAAACAGGGAAGUGAAACACACCACACACACACAAUGCUGCAACGAAGACCUGCUUCCUCGCACGCACACCCAC